AUUUGACCUUUUCAAAAAAUGUGAUCCUUUUUCCAAUCUUCGUACAAGACCAACCCAGCCCUACAGAUCUACCCAUCUCUUUCUCCGCCAUCACACAUUCACACUCCCCUCUCUUUUUCCGCCAUCACACUUCCCCUUCCGCGGGAGCAGCCGUCGACGCAGGACACGAACCUCCUCACCCUCAAGGCUUAUCUCUCCACCGCCACAACAACCCCAUCGUCGCCUUUGCCGCUCCCCUCCUCCGCCACUUCGUUUCUCCAUCGUCGGUAACCGUUCGUCUUCUUCUCCGGUGACGGCUUCGAUUUGGGGCUGCACGACUCGAUUUGGGGCUAGCAGUUUCGGAUCCGUCAACAUAGGUGGAAGACGACCAAGAUUUUGGCUCAAUUGAUGCCGGAUCUGCCGGAUCCACCAUCCUCGAUGAGUCGAUGUUGGAGCUCGGCCUGAGGUAACGACAGGGGUGGUGCAGGGGAGGGUGUCGGGGACAGGGCAUAGGGGGCUAGGAGCUAGGAAGGGUUCUGGUGCCUAGGGGCUAGGGCUAGGGCUAGGGGUAGGGCCUGGGGGUUUGUUGGGCCAUGAAAUAAUUGAAGGAUUAAACAAAGGUGCGGCCCACGAUCAAAUAUUAAUCCAAUCAGUCCAGUCCGGCAAGCGAUACAAUCAGAUAAAGAUAGAAGGUCCGUUAGUGGUUACCAUUUUUGAAUAGAAGAUAAGCACGACUAACCACCCACCAAAAUUGGAGGAAUAGAAUAGCUCCACUAACAACCCACCAAAAUUGGAGGAGUGGAGUAGCUUGGCUAAACAACCGGUGCAAAUGACUCUCUGGGAGCAUAAUAUAAAGGAAGGAGCACUCUUGUAUUGGGGGGCAGAGAACUUCUCUUUGAAUUACGAUCCACAUUGUUGCUCUAUCAAUGCUAUUCUCAUUAUAUUGAGCUUAUUAUAAUAAAACCCAUUUUAUUUCAUAUUCUUAAUUCUUACAUAUUCCCAUCAUAAGUCCUCCAAGUAGUCAUUAGCUAAAACAAUAAUCAUAUUCUUUUUGCUUUCCGUCUUGAUUCUUGCAUGUAGCCCAUUAUCUUUCCUUUAUUCAAUUGAUUGUUUGAAUUAGCAUAAAAAUUGCUAAAACAAUUUGGCGCCGUCUGUGGGAAAUCGUGCAAGAAAUUUAUUCUCCAUGGAAGCAACGAGCAAUGAGAUGAUGAUCGAGUUUCAUAAGCAAUUAGAGGCGAUGAAAGAAGAAAUCCGGCGUGAAGUGGCGGAACGGAUGGAUCACCUCAAGCGAGAAAAUGAUGUGCUACGAUCCCAGGUGCAAUCGGCAGUUUCCAUAGCCUCUAAUUCAAGAAACAAUCGAAGGAGCGACACUAUGACUGAUGUUAGUAGGUUGGACCUAGGCUUCACUCCGGCUCCAACGGAACCAUUCAUUCCUCGCUCGGGGACCGAGAUGUACGGAGAACCAGAACCGUCAAAUCGAUCUAUUCCCCUUCCCAAUCCUAGACGGAAUGUGUUCCACAACCCGUUUGCAGAACCUCAGAGACGACGAGUUCCAGACCGUGUCGAUAUCCCUCGACAUGUCGACAUUCCGAGACAUGUCGACAUUCCAAGACAUGUCGACAUCAACAACCAGAGACAACAAGAUCCCGAAGUCAUCAUUAUACCAUCGCCGACUAGCCAGGGGGCAACCCACGCAAUGACACCACCAACCUUGACGACAAGACAGAUGCAAGCAUAUCCAACAGACCCCUUAGCCGUCAUCAUGGAAGAGCUAAGAGAAAUGCGAGAGAAGAUCAAUGGCAUACCCGGGGUUCCACCACCUUUGGACGUCGCUUCACAGGCUUGCUACGCAGAUUCCCCUUUCGGACGACACAUCAUGAACAUCGAGAUUCCAAGGUGCAUCCAUACGCCUCAACUUCUCGAAAGGGGGCAAUUGUUGGGCCAUGAAAUAAUUGAAGGAUUAAACAAAGGUGCGGCCCACGAUCAAAUAUUAAUCCAAUCAGUCUAGUCCGGCAAGCGAUACAAUCAGAUAAAGAUAGAAGGUCCUUUAGUGGUUACCAUUUUUGAAUAGAAGAUAAGCACGACUAACCACCCACCAAAAUUGGAGGAAUAGAAUAGCUCCACUAACAACCCACCAAAAUUGGAGGAGUGGAGUAGCUUGGCUAAACAACCGGUGCAAAUGACUCUCUGGGAGCAUAAUAUAAAGGAAGGAGCACUCUUGUAUUGGGGGGCAGAGAACUUCUCUUUGAAUUACGAUCCACAUUGUUGCUCUAUCAAUGCUAUUCUCAUUAUAUUGAGCUUAUUAUAAUAAAACCCAUUUUAUUUCAUAUUCUUAAUUCUUACAUAUUCCCAUCAUAAGUCCUCC
Cuscuta europaea is the source of this 2344-nucleotide messenger RNA. Lineage: Eukaryota; Viridiplantae; Streptophyta; Magnoliopsida; Solanales; Convolvulaceae. The record is from the annotation of a GenBank genome assembly.